UUUUAUCUAUUCUUUAUGGAAUCAUUAGGAUCAUUCCAGAGAAAUUCGGUUUCCUCAUAUUUUUACAAAUUAUUGUGUUCGUGAUAUCAUUCCGCAGUUGCAAGUUCUAGUUGGGAUUCUGCUAAACUACGCAAUGCCCAUUCUGAGGGUGAUGUUUCAAGUAGAUGUACAUUUUUGCUGUUUUAUGCCGUUUCUCGCCUAUUACGCAUACCAAUCCCACACGUAAGGGAAGUCGUGAGAGCUGAUGGUCUAUAUUGAACUGGUCGAGGUUGCAGUGCACACACGCAUUUUUGCGGCUCUACGAUGUAAAUUUGUAGAGUAGGUUUGCUGUAUCUAGGAAGUAACUCCUUGCAGUCUGGUAGCCAGUUAUCCACGUUGUGGAAACAAGUGGUUCACUCAAAACUGAGCAACAAUUUGUUAGACCAUACAACGUGUAGCAAGACACUAAUCUUCAGUAAUCUCUGCCUAUACAACGUGUAGCAAGACACUAAUCUUCAGUAAUCUCUGCCGGCUCUUCUGUGAGAAGAAAGUCCGGCACGUCAGUGUGUUUGUUCACAAUAAUUAGUAUGUUUGCUUACAGACGUAGGCUAAUAUUCAGAGCUAGGAAUGCCGAGAAUUCUGGUACAGAGAGCUGAAGAAACAUUUCCUGGUGUGACAGAAAAGAUGAACUGUACAAAUUCAGAGAAGGUUCUAGUGGGUCCAUACGGUGAGACAUACGCAGCAAGUCAUGAUGCAAGCCAGGCAAUGAAUAUAAAAGCUGAGGAUGUCUCAGACUCACCAGAGGCAUCGUAUCCUGUGCGAAUAACAUUUCAGGAAAUAAAGGCUGAACCUGAGAACUGUACAAAAUUGGAAAAUACUUUAGUGGGUCCAUAUGGUGAGGCAUACCCAACAACUCAUGAUGCAAAUCAGGCCAUGAAUGUAAAAGCUGAGGCAGUCUCAGAUGCAGAAGAGGAAGAGGAUCCUGUCCCAGUAACAUUUCCAGAAAUAAAGGCUGAACCUGAGGGUAACUUGAAUGUACUUCAACCCGUACGUGGUGAGGAGCGACAAUAUUCCUGCAAUGAGUGUGGUGAAUUAUUCAGUCAGCAGAUAAUUCUGAGAGCACACCAACGAAUACAUAGUGGGGAGAAGCCUUAUUGUUGUGAUGUAUGUGAUAAGUCAUUCAGUGAUCUGAGUAGCCUGAAGACACACCAACGCAUACAUAGUGGGGAGCAGCCAUUUUUCUGUGAUGUAUGUAAUAAGUCGUUCAGGCAGCAGAGUAAUUUGAAGACACACCAAUGCAUACAUAGUGGUGAAAAGCCAUUUUGCCGUGAUGUAUGUAAUAAGUCAUUCAGUCAGCAGAGUAAUUUGAAGACGCAUCAACACAUACAUUGUGGGGAGAAGCUAUAUUGUUGUGAUGUAUGUAAUAAGUCAUUUAGAAAGCAGAGUCAUCUGAAGGCACACCAACGCAUACAUAGUGGCGAAAAGCCUUUUUGUUGUGAAGUAUGUAAUAAGUCAUUCAAUGAUCUGAGUAGCCUGAAGCAACACCAACGCAUACAUAGUGGUGAAAAGCCAUUUUGCCGUGAUGUAUGUAAUAAGUCAUUCAGUGUUCUGAGUAGCCUGAAGAAACACCAACGCAUACAUAGUGGUGAAAAGCCAUUUUGCUGUGAUGUAUGUAAUAAGUCAUUCAGUCAGCAGAGUAGUUUGAAGAUACACCAACGCAUACAUAUGGAAACAGACAUGACAUGA
Messenger RNA from Cryptotermes secundus, 1725 nucleotides. RefSeq names its product zinc finger protein 235. NCBI's taxonomy places the organism in Eukaryota, Metazoa, Arthropoda, Insecta, Blattodea, Kalotermitidae. Gene Ontology annotation, cellular component: nucleus. The record is from RefSeq and is a predicted model, not a curated record. The transcript has 7 exons. Bases 607 to 1725 code for a protein of 372 amino acids. Gene Ontology annotation, molecular function: RNA polymerase II cis-regulatory region sequence-specific DNA binding; DNA-binding transcription activator activity, RNA polymerase II-specific. Gene Ontology annotation, biological process: regulation of transcription by RNA polymerase II.